Cynocephalus volans (Philippine flying lemur) is the source of this 2262-nucleotide messenger RNA. It is a transcript of the gene PPM1E, whose product is annotated as protein phosphatase, Mg2+/Mn2+ dependent 1E. The transcript is spliced from 7 exons. Gene Ontology annotation, biological process: protein dephosphorylation; negative regulation of protein kinase activity. The record is from RefSeq and is a predicted model, not a curated record. The coding region runs from base 1 to 2262 and encodes 753 amino acids. Gene Ontology annotation, molecular function: protein serine/threonine phosphatase activity; cation binding. NCBI's taxonomy places the organism in Eukaryota, Metazoa, Chordata, Mammalia, Dermoptera, Cynocephalidae. Gene Ontology annotation, cellular component: nucleus.
AUGGCUGGCUGCAGCCCUGAGGAAAAAACUUACCGGCGCUUCCUGGAGCUUUUCCUGGGUGAGUUUCGAGGACCGUGCGGCGGAGGCGAGCCGGAGCCGGAGCCGGAGCCCGAACUCGAACCGGACUCCGAGCCCGAGCCCGAACUGGUUGCAGCUGAGGCGGCCGAGGCUUUGGUCGAGGAACCCGGGGAGGAGGCGGCCCCGCUAGCCGCGACGGAGGAGGGGGAACAGGAGCAAGACCCGGAGCCGGAGGAGGAGGCGGUUGACGAAGAGGCGGUGGCGGCUGCAGAGGGCGAGGAGGAGGAAGAGGCGGCGGCCGCCCCGGGGCACUCGUCAGUGCCGCCGCCACCCCAGCUGCCGCCGCUGCCCCCGCUCCCGCGGCCGCUGUCGGAGCGCAUCACCCGCGAGGAGGUGGAGGGCGAGAGCCUGGAUCUGUGCCUGCAGCAGCUCUACAAAUAUAAUUGCCCUUCCUUUUUGGCUGCUGCUUUAGCCAGAGCUACAUCAGAUGAAGUCCUUCAGAGUGAUCUUUCUGCACAUUACAUCCCAAAGGAAACAGAUGGCACAGAAGGGACUGUAGAGAUUGAGACAGUGAAAUUGGCCCGUUCUGUCUUCAGCAAACUGCACGAGAUUUGCUGCAGCUGGGUGAAAGACUUCCCCCUCCGCAGGAGACCUCAGCUUUAUUAUGAGACAUCAAUCCAUGCCAUCAAAAACAUGCGCAGGAAAAUGGAGGACAAACAUGUCUGCAUUCCUGACUUUAAUAUGCUCUUCAACCUAGAGGACCAGGAAGAACAAGCUUACUUUGCAGUGUUUGAUGGCCACGGGGGAGUGGAUGCUGCCAUUUAUGCCUCCAUUCACCUACAUGUUAAUUUAGUACGCCAGGAGAUGUUCCCCCACGAUCCUGCCGAGGCCCUGUGCCGGGCCUUCCGAGUCACUGACGAGCGGUUUGUGCAGAAAGCAGCCAGGGAGAGCUUAAGAUGUGGGACCACAGGAGUGGUGACUUUUAUCAGAGGCAACAUGCUACAUGUGGCCUGGGUGGGUGAUUCCCAAGUUAUGCUUGUGAGAAAGGGCCAAGCUGUUGAACUAAUGAAGCCACACAAACCAGACAGAGAGGAUGAAAAACAGCGAAUCGAGGCCCUUGGAGGUUGUGUAGUCUGGUUUGGUGCCUGGAGGGUGAAUGGAAGUCUGUCGGUCUCCAGAGCUAUUGGAGAUGCUGAACAUAAGCCAUACAUCUGUGGGGAUGCAGACUCUGCCUCUACUGUUUUGGAUGGGACCGAAGACUACCUCAUUCUGGCCUGUGAUGGUUUCUAUGACACCGUGAACCCUGAUGAGGCAGUGAAAGUUGUGUCUGACCACUUGAAAGAGAAUAAUGGAGACAGCAGCAUGGUUGCCCACAAAUUAGUGGCAUCAGCUCGUGAUGCUGGGUCAAGUGAUAACAUCACUGUUAUUGUGGUAUUCCUGAGGGACAUGAACAAAGCUGUCAAUGUUAGUGAGGAAUCAGAUUGGACAGAGAACUCUUUUCAAGGAGGGCAAGAAGAUGGUGGGGAUGAUAAGGAAAAUCAUGGAGAGUGCAAACGCCCUUGGCCUCAGCACCAGUGCUCAGCACCAGCCGACCUAGGCCGUGAUGGGCGCGUGGAUUCGUUCACUGAUAGAACUAGCCUGAGCCCAGGGUCCCAAGUCAAUGUGCUGGAAGACCCAGGCUACCUAGAUCUCACACGAGUAGAAGCAAGCACACCUCACAGUGCCCAGGUUUUGCCAUCAGUUGAGAUGUUUGGUCCUGGUGCACCAAAGAAAGCAAAUCUUAUUAAUGAGGUAAUAAUGGAGGAAAAAUCAGUUCAAUCAUUGCCUGAAUGGAGUGGUGCUGGAGAGUUUCCUGCUUCUUUCAAUUUGGGUUCAACAGGGCAGCAGAUAUGCAGAAUGGAAAGCUUGUCUCCUGUCUAUUCUGGGUUGGAAAAUGAACGGUUCAAAUCCCUGGGAAACAGAGUUUCUAGAUUGUCUCAUUUACGCCACCACUACUCAAAGAGGUGGCACGAAUUCAGGUUUAAUCCAAAGUUUUAUUCAUUUUUCUCUGCUCAAGAGCAUUCGCACAAAGUAGGCACUAGCCUGUCCUCACUUAUUCUAAGUGGGAAGAGAAACAGGAUAUUAAGAAGUUCUCUGCUAUGGAGGCAAAAUAGUUGGGAAGGAUACAGUGAAAACAUGAUGAGGAAGCUCAGAAAGAAAAAUGAUAUUCCAUACCCAGAUCUUCCCUGGAGUUAUAAAAUAUAA